Messenger RNA from Jaculus jaculus (lesser Egyptian jerboa), 4907 nucleotides. Its product is annotated as cytochrome P450 26B1. Gene Ontology annotation, biological process: sterol metabolic process. The transcript is spliced from 6 exons. The record is from RefSeq and is a predicted model, not a curated record. Lineage: Eukaryota; Metazoa; Chordata; Mammalia; Rodentia; Dipodidae. Gene Ontology annotation, molecular function: heme binding; iron ion binding; monooxygenase activity. Bases 620 to 2158 code for a protein of 512 amino acids.
UACACCGCCCAGGACUGCCCAGGACGCUGGGCUCAAGCCUCCGCACUCGCCUCAUCUGGGGAGCCUUCUCCCUCGCCCCCAAAGUUUCUGGUUCGUUAGAAUUUUUGGCUUCCGAUAUUUUUCCAUUUUUAUUUCUUUGCACCUAGGAAUUUUGGGGGAGUACUUUUGAUAAAUUGAUCACACUUUCUGUCCGCUACCUCUCUGUUCCUCUUCUUCCCCCUCUCUCUGAGCAGGGGAAGGAGCUUAUGAGAGACUUCUGGCGCAGAAAGUUUUCCAAAGUUUUCCGACUGUGAUGGUUGCCGGGAGAGCAAACCCACCAGCUUGAUUCUGGACAUCAUCUCACCACCCCUCCAACAGCCCCUAAACCCGCUGUAAAGGAACAAACAAACAAACAAACAAAGUCACACCUCAAGUUGCCUUGUUUCUCCUCUUUCAGGCAAUCUUUUUCCUCCCUCUCUUUGCUUUCUCACUUCGCAGCUCCAGUCCCCUUCCCCCUGGAUCCCAUUCUCCUUCUGGGUUUCGCUAGGACCCGGGCCACAGCCUCCCCUCCCCCGUCACUUUGGUCCGGCCCUCCCCUCCCCCGUCGCGGCCAGCACAGCCAAUCCCCCAAGCGGCCAACAUGCUCUUUGAGGGCUUGGAGCUGGUGUCGGCGCUGGCCACCCUCGCCGCGUGCCUUGUGUCCGUGACGCUGCUGCUGGCCGUGUCGCAGCAGCUGUGGCAGCUGCGCUGGGCUGCUACCCGCGACAAGAGCUGCAAGCUGCCCAUCCCCAAGGGCUCCAUGGGCUUCCCGCUCAUCGGAGAGACUGGCCACUGGCUGCUCCAGGGUUCUGGCUUCCAGUCGUCGCGUAGGGAGAAGUAUGGCAACGUGUUCAAGACACACUUGCUGGGGCGGCCGCUGAUCCGUGUUACUGGUGCUGAGAAUGUACGCAAGAUCCUCCUGGGCGAACACCAGCUCGUGAGCACCGAGUGGCCGCGCAGCGCGCGCAUGCUGCUGGGCCCCAACACGGUGGCCAACUCCAUUGGCGACAUCCACCGCAACAAGCGCAAGGUAUUCUCCAAGAUCUUCAGCCAGGAAGCACUGGAAAGCUACCUGCCGAAGAUCCAGCUGGUGAUCCAGGAUACUCUGAGAGCCUGGAGCAGUCAGCCCGAGGCUGUAAAUGUGUACCAAGAGGCACAGAGACUCACUUUUCACAUGGCAAUCCGUGUGCUGCUGGGCUUCAGCAUCCCAGAGGAGGACCUGGGUCACCUCUUUGAGGUCUACCAGCAGUUCAUGGAGAAUGUCUUCUCCCUGCCCGUGGACCUGCCCUUUAGUGGCUACCGGAGGGGCAUUCAGGCUCGGCACAUCCUCCAGAAGGCUCUGGAAAAGGCCAUCCGCGAGAAGCUGCAGUGCACCCAGGGCAAAGACUACGCGGACGCCCUGGACAUCCUCAUUGAGAGUAGCAAAGAGCACGGCAAGGAGAUGACCAUGCAGGAGCUGAAGGACGGGACCUUGGAGCUGAUCUUUGCAGCCUAUGCCACCACAGCUAGUGCCAGCACAUCUCUUAUCAUGCAGCUGCUGAAACACCCGGCUGUGCUAGAGAAGCUGCGGGAGGAGCUGCGGGCCCAGGGCCUCCUGCACAGCGGUGGCUGCCCCUGCGAGGGCAGCCUGCGCCUCGACACGCUCAGCGGGUUGCACUACCUGGACUGCGUCAUCAAGGAGGUCAUGAGGCUCUUCACACCCAUCUCUGGUGGUUACCGCACUGUGCUGCAGACCUUCGAGCUUGAUGGUUUCCAGAUACCCAAAGGAUGGAGUGUCAUGUACAGCAUCCGUGACACCCAUGACACAGCACCUGUGUUCAAAGAUGUGAAUGUGUUCGACCCUGACCGCUUCAGCCAGGCACGCAGUGAAGACAAGGACGGCCGCUUCCAUUACCUACCAUUUGGAGGUGGUGUGCGGACCUGCUUGGGCAAGCACCUGGCAAAGCUCUUCUUGAAGGUGCUAGCUGUGGAGCUGGCCAGCACCAGCCGCUUUGAGCUGGCCACCCGGACCUUCCCUCGCAUGACCCUCGUCCCAGUCCUGCACCCUGUAGAUGGCCUCAGCGUCAAGUUCUUUGGCCUGGACUCCAAUCAGAAUAAGAUUCUGCCUGAGACAGAGGCCAUGCUGAGUGCAACUGUGUAGUGCUCAGGCCUCUGCCCAGCCCAGCCUGGUGGAGGGAUGGGGGACAGAGGUAGAAACCUGUGUGUGGGAAGGGCUGGAUGGGAAGACCAGGGGCCCCCGUGCAUGCUUUCCUCUGGCAAACCAAAUCCAAUGCCAAAAGGCCCUGUCAUUCCUGGGGCUGGGGCCUUCCUGGCUCCCGCUCUCUCAGAUCUCCCCUCUUCCUCCUAGCUUAGCUCCUGGGCCAGGGCUCUGCAUGUCCAUCAGUGUUAGUGCCAGUCAGCUGAGCUGCAGUGUGUGCUUGUGACCUUCUGAAAGGUCCCUUCCCUUCACUCCUUUGUUUUCAUUAGUGGUCAGGUGAUUGUGGGGGCAGGAGAGAGGAAUGAAGGUCCCCCUUGGAGCUCUUGUCAGCUCCCUAGCCGCCAUUUGCCACUGCUCAGUUGGAGCAGUGGGAUGCCAUCCAAAUCAACUUGGGUGGGGUGGGGGCUGCCACCAGACUGCAUAGCCCCUAUACCAGCCCAGUCAGUUUGAACAUUUGAAAUUGCCUGUUGCUGCUAUUCUGUUUUAUGAUGUUGGGGUACAGGAGUCCCAGACCUGUUCUCUAGCAUCUUCCCUGGUGGCCCUGGGCAGGUACACUGACAGCCCCUCCAGACAGGACCUCCAUAGCCAGGUGGCUCCUAGCUAAGGUUGGGCUUUGCUGUCCCCAAACCCAGGCCAUAUUUAUUCAGUGACCUUGACCAUACUGAGGUGUGAUGCAAAUAUAGACUCCAUGUUCCCUGCAGAACUUCUGUGAGUGGAGAGGCUGGGGUCUCUGGUCAAACCCAGAUCCCUGGCCCAGCCAGGGUACCUGACAGAUGACCAGGUUUAACCUCAGAGACUGACAUCUAGCAUCUCCACACCCUGUCCAUGUGCCACCACUUCCUGUUGUCCACUGCCCACCCUAGUGCCGCCCACUCCACUAACAAGGAUGGGGAAAGGUUCUGGUUCCUUCUUCCGACAGGCACUAGGGCCCAUCUUCCCUUUUUUAGCCUUUACCCCUCACCCUUAGCCAGGAACAAUGUCCUGAGCCCUCCCUCCUGUAAGCCACUGUCUGUGGAAGCCCAGCUCAGGGUUGUGGGGCGAAGAUGGAAACAAGGAAGAAGUAAGGCAGAGAGAGCCCUCCUUCUGAGCUGACUUGGGCCCUGUGUGGUCUUGAGACACUGUGUGUAGGUGGAGGCUGCAGUGAGAGGGAAUAAGGAGGAAGAGUAGGAUAACAGCAUAUAUGAGAUUUGUCAGAAGUGAUUGGGUUGCAGACAGGCCAGUGGAGCUAACUGAGGGAAAGAAUUAGCUCCUGCCAUGGGCAUUUGUAUUGUGGGCAAAUUGGGGCAUCUUUUGGAAUACUUUGGGGUCCUCUGAUGAGUCUAGGCAAUUCGGUUUGUUUUCAAAUUCAUCUUUACUUCUGUGUUUCUUCACUGGUUCUGGAUGUUAUAAAUGUGAACACUUUUACAGGAAAAUAAAAACUAUGGCCUGACAACCCAUGUGGAUUCCCCCAUAGCCACCAUGGCUACUUGUGCCCCCAUGAAGUCCACUGAACAGAGCAUCCCACAUCUCCCCAAAGGGAAAUUUUAUAGGAAUGGGGCACAUCACACACAUCAUCCUAUAAGCCCAGUUCCAAAAUGUUUCAUUGGUCUACUUUUUCAUGCUUUAACAGAUAUUACUGGUAAGAAUUACUGAUUUUUUUUUUUUUUGUCAGUAAAAUCCCUUCAUCCUCCUCCCCAGUUCUAUAACACAGGGAAAAAAUGAGUGGAGACUCAUCAAAGCAUGGGAUAUAGCUGCAUGGGGACCCAGAAUCUAUUACUCACCAGAAGUCCAGUGUUUGGAAGUUCCCUUGUCCUUCAUGCCGAUCCCACUUGCCUAGAACCAACUGACAGAUUGAAUAUGGAAUGCAGUAUGUCUGCUGUGUGUGUGUGUGGGGGGGGUGCUAGAGGGUCCCUUUAGGGAUCUUCCUUUGGGGAAGCUACCUGGGAAAGGUGGAGAAGGAAAAGCAGAAGGGAUACUUAUGAGGGAUGAAGGAAAGAUUGUUUGCCCGGCUGGGCCUCAAAGGCAACACAAAGGCCUGGCUAACAGGAGCCCACUGAGGCGACCCCUCUGUCAUGCCUCUGUAGAGCUGUGUUGCUGUCCCUGUGUUCCUGCUUGUAUGUAUGUGUGUGUUUCAUUGUGGUAGCAUUAGAUGGGUGAUUUUUUCACUUAACCAUUCCUAACUAUGAUAACAUUAAAAAGACAAACCCCACAAAAUUCUUCCUGCCAUGGGCUUGCGCAUCAAAGCACUUUCAAAAUUAGGCGCUGGCGUUUGUGUGCUAGGUAACAUUCCGACCCUGUCCAGAAUGCUAGAAUAUUAUUUUAUACUCAAAACUUUUUUUUCCAUAAAUGUUAUAAUUUUGUGUCUGUCUUUAUAAUCUAUUAUAAGUACUAUUUUUGUUAUAAUUCAAAAUAGAUAUUUAGUAUAAAGUUUUUGCUGUUAAAUAUUUGUUAUUUAGUAAAAUAUGAAUUGUUCUCUAUUGUAAACAUGGUUCAAAAUAUUAAUAUGUUUUUAUCACAGUUGUUUUAAUAAUUGAAAAAACACUUGUGUGUUUUGAUAUGAACUUGGUGCCGUGUGUUUUGGCUAUUGUGUGGUUUUAAUCUGUGUAUAAUAUUCCAUGUUGCAUAUUAAAACAAUGAAUGUUGUGCAUUUUGUGAUUUUGGAAAUACUCAAUGUGGCUCUUAUCGGCUUCCAUAAUAAACCAUGGGGACUCUC